AUGUCAACGGAAUCCCUCAAGCGCGAGCACUGGCAAUGGGAGAACGCCAUCGCUGGUGCCGCCGCCGGAUUCGCCACCGUCGCCGUCAUGCAUCCCCUCGACGUUGUCCGAACUAGGUUUCAAGUUAACGAUGGUCGAGUUUCUCAUCUUCCCAGUUACAAGAACACCGCUCACGCAAUUUUCACCAUUACUCGCACCGAGGGAUUAAGAGGGCUAUAUGCAGGCUUUCUUCCUGGGGUUCUUGGCUCAACUAUAUCUUGGGGUUUAUAUUUCUUUUUCUAUGACAAAGCUAAACAAAGAUAUGCUAGGAGCAGAGAGGAGAAGUUGAGCCCAGGUCUUCAUCUUGCCUCAGCUGCGGAAGCAGGAGCUUUGGUUUGUUUAUGCACAAAUCCUGUUUGGCUAGUGAAGACAAGAUUGCAGCUUCAGACUCCUCUUCAUCAGACACGGCCUUACUCUGGGUUAUAUGAUGCAUUUAGGACCAUAAUGAGGGAAGAAGGAUUUAGUGCACUUUACAGAGGGAUUGUUCCCGGUCUAUUUCUGCAGGUCUCUCAUGGCGCUAUUCAGUUCACAGCCUACGAAGAGCUGCGCAAAACUAUUGUUGAUUUUAAGAGCAAGAGAAGUGAAAUACAAAAUCAAAACCCUGAUCAACUCUUGAAUUCUGUUGAUUAUGCUGUUCUUGGAGCAACAUCAAAAGUUGCUGCAAUACUCCUAACCUAUCCAUUUCAGGUUAUCCGGUCUCGAUUGCAGCAACGACCCGGUGGUAAUGGGAUACCAAGAUAUAUGGACAGCUGGCAUGUUGUGAAAGAAACUGCCCGAUUUGAAAGUGUCCGAGGUUUUUACAAGGGAAUCACGCCAAACCUCUUGAAAAACGUUCCUGCUUCUUCGAUAACAUUUAUUGUUUAUGAAAAUGUUAUAAAAUUACUAAAACUAGCUAGAAAGAAUGACUGA
Vicia faba (fava bean) is the source of this 948-nucleotide messenger RNA. The record is from the annotation of a GenBank genome assembly. Lineage: Eukaryota; Viridiplantae; Streptophyta; Magnoliopsida; Fabales; Fabaceae.